Molecule: messenger RNA, 775 nt
Organism: Brassica napus (rape)
Lineage: Eukaryota; Viridiplantae; Streptophyta; Magnoliopsida; Brassicales; Brassicaceae
Product: c-Myc-binding protein homolog
Exons: 6
Coding region: 228-599 (123 amino acids)
Biological process (GO): regulation of DNA-templated transcription
Cellular component (GO): nucleus
Molecular function (GO): transcription coactivator activity
Source: RefSeq, a predicted model, not a curated record
UGACAAAAGUUACAAUGGUAACUAAUGUAAAACGCAAAUCUCACACAACACGAAGAGACUCGAAAGGAUUGGUGACGAAAUUUAGACACUUCCACCUUUGGUUCUUAAGAACACAACCGAAGCACCUACCGACACAGUUUUCUGGAUCUCAAAGGAUUUAAGUAAAAGUCCAUGCUUGUGAUAAUAUAAAAAAUCGAAGUUUGUGUUGUAUAUUUUGCAACAAGGAGAUGAUGCGGUUCAAAGAGGAGAAAGAAGCGAAGAAAGAAGCUUUCAGGAAGUAUUUAGAGUCCAGUGGAGUUCUUGAUUCUCUAACCAAAGUUCUGGUUGCUUUAUAUGAGCAGAAUGACAAGCCUUCCUCUGCUUUAGAGUUCAUCCAGCAAAAGCUAGGAGGUCCUUCAGUGUCUGAUUACGAGAAGCUUCAAGCUGAGAAGUCUGAUCUUCAAAUAAAGUACAAUGAGCUUUUUGCUAAACAUCAAGAAACGUUGAGAGAGUUAGAAGGAGUGAAGAGCUUGCAUUCCCGAAACUCUUCGAAGGAUGAUGAUGAGAGAGAGGUCAUUGAAGACGAACACACGGCCCUUGUGGCUCCUCCUCACCACUAAAUUGUUCGUUAUUGUAUAUGUAAUUCUCAUUGCGACAUUUUCAAUCUCCGUUACUGUUAGUAUUUUGAGUGUCAUUUUGCUUGCCUAUACGCUGAUUUAAGCUGACUUGUUGAUUGUUCCACUGAAUAAUAUCCACAUAUUCAAAAUUCUUAGAUCAAGAUUAUUUCCGUUUUAAA